This is a messenger RNA of Priceomyces carsonii, 738 nucleotides long. RefSeq lists its product as uncharacterized. The transcript has a single exon. NCBI's taxonomy places the organism in Eukaryota, Fungi, Ascomycota, Pichiomycetes, Serinales, Debaryomycetaceae. The record is from RefSeq and is a predicted model, not a curated record. The coding region runs from base 1 to 738 and encodes 245 amino acids. Gene Ontology annotation, molecular function: hydrolase activity.
AUGGCUUCAAAUCCACCGGGCGAAUGCUGUACUAAAUUCGAACUUCAUGAGGGAACACCUGUGGGGAAAAAUAAAACUCUUUUUGGUGUUGAUACCUAUCAAGUGGGGCAGGAGAAUGGCACUGAUAGAGUUCUUGUGAUUUUUACAGAUAUUUACGGAAAAGAUGUUACAAAUCCGCUAUUGAUUGCUGAUCAGUUCGCCAAAUCUGGGAACUAUAAUGUACUUAUUCCAGAUAUAUUAGAGAAAGAUCCAUAUGAUCCAAAUGCUGGCAUUGAAUUGAAUCAAUGGCUCGCAAAGCACCCGGCUGAUAAGAUCAAGCCUUUCUUAAAGAAAUAUCUUGCUACUUUGCGUAAAGAAUGGCUGCCAAAAUUUGUGGCUGGAGUAGGCUACUGCUUCGGAGGAAAGUUCGUAGUCAGUGAGAUGGAUCAUGAAGGUAGCUUAGAUGCUGGUGCCAUCGCUCAUCCUUCUUUUGUGACAAUAGACGAAGUCAAAGCCUUGGAAAAACCAAUCUUGAUUUCAGCUGCUGAGAUCGACUCGAUCUUUACGACGGAGCUCAGACACCAAACUGAAGCUGAAUUGAUCAAAUUAUCAGAGUCCAAGGGCCUUCGUUUUCAAAUUGACUUGUUCUCUGGUGUCUCUCACGGCUUUUCCUUGAAAGCAGACUUGAAAAAUCCUGCAGUUAAAUAUGCCAAAGAGAAGGUAUUUUGUGACCAGUUGGCUUUUUUUAAACAGUUUUAG